This is a messenger RNA of Panicum virgatum (switchgrass), 1337 nucleotides long. Its product is annotated as transmembrane protein 33 homolog. The record is from RefSeq and is a predicted model, not a curated record. Gene Ontology annotation, biological process: endoplasmic reticulum tubular network organization; membrane organization. Lineage: Eukaryota; Viridiplantae; Streptophyta; Magnoliopsida; Poales; Poaceae. The coding region runs from base 25 to 1053 and encodes 342 amino acids. The transcript has 9 exons. Gene Ontology annotation, cellular component: membrane; endoplasmic reticulum.
GGGCUGCCCCGGACUCGGCAGCGAAUGGGCGAGGCGUCUUCCUCGUCCUCCUGGCCAUCCAGGGGUGCGGCGGCGGCGGCGGCGUACGACUACGAGCGCGACCCGCGGUGGGCGGAGUACCGGGCGAGCUCCGCCGUGCCGACGCACCUCAUCACCGACCCCUACGUCCGCGCCCACCUCCAGCACAAGUUCUACCGCCGCUUCGUCAAUUCUGAUUUUCCUGUAGAAGGAAUGUCUUCAACCAUCUCUACCCAGCCCUCAGCAUCUUCAGGUGGUGCAUCGACUUCAGCUAGUGAAAAUGCAAGGCCUCCUGAUCCAGUGGCUUCUGUAGGCACUAAUUCUGCUGGACCGAUGCGAAGCAGACUAUCAUUGCAUUUGGACCAGCGGUCCUUACAUUUUUCUGUUAAUGCUUGGGUCCUUAUUGUUGCCUUGAUUGGCAUCUUUCCAUUGGCACCACGAUCUCUUCAGUACAAGGGAUAUAGGUUGUCACUUCUUGGCACAACAUGUACAACGGGCUAUGCUUUGUUUGCUCUUUACAGGAUACCCCGAGCAGGGAAUUUGCAGGCUAUUCGGGCAUGGUGUCACCAUGUAACUUCAUCAAAGGAUUUUAUACCAUUCAUGUACUGCCUUAUGUUUGUUACAUCUAAACUGCACUUGAAGCUUGUUUUGGUACCUGUAAUUUGUUGGGCACUUGAACAUGUUGCCAGAUUUCUGCGGCGCCAUUUUACUAGUUCAUCUUUAUACAGAACAUACUUGGAGCAGCCCUGUACAUGGGUUGAGGCGAAUACUACUGCAGUCCACUUUCUACGUUCAAAUGCAGAGAUUUUGUUGGGCUUCCUUUUGAUCCUAUCUUUGUUCUCGCGACAACGAAAUGCUAUGCAAACAUUCAUGUAUUGGCAGUUGCUGAAGCUCAUGUACCAUUCUCCCUUCACUGCUGGUUAUCAUAGAGCUAUCUGGCUUAAAAUUGGGCGGACAAUCAACCCCUACAUCCACCGGUACACCCCUUUCCUUCAUGAUCCGAUAAAUGCUGGCAUGAGAUGGUGGUUCAGGUAGGGAUGAAUGCGGCAGCAUUAAGCGUUAAUCAUGUAAAGAGACGGAAGUAUGUCUUUGGUGGCAUUUCAUAGUUGACCCAACGAUGAAUAUUCAAAAUAGAAAGUUGAUGCUUGUGAGUGAUGUGUUACUAGUUCAUUUUGCGGCUUCGAGCUGAUGAUAAUUUUUAGCUAGUAUGAUCAUAACUCCUGUAACUAGAGCUAGUCGAGAUAUUGAGCAUAUGACCUAUUUGUCAUGAACUGAAAUUAGAUUGGUAGUUUAUGAUCAUGUCUUUUUCUUUGACUCAA